This is a messenger RNA of Loa loa (African eye worm), 882 nucleotides long. RefSeq names its product proteinase inhibitor I4. The coding region runs from base 1 to 882 and encodes 293 amino acids. The record is from RefSeq and is a predicted model, not a curated record. Gene Ontology annotation, molecular function: serine-type endopeptidase inhibitor activity. Lineage: Eukaryota; Metazoa; Nematoda; Chromadorea; Rhabditida; Onchocercidae. The transcript has 6 exons.
AUGUUGAGUCAAGGAAUCACCGCAGCAUUACUUUUCCUUGCAAAUUUUUACAUUUCGCCGGUGGCUACUGCGCAGUUCAAAUUUACGGUCAGUUUGCUGAAAGAAAUAGCUCAAGACGGUAAAUCUGCCAUUCUAUCUCCUUUUUCAAUAUCAACAACACUUUUUAUGGUUUAUCUCGCAGCAAAUGAUGAAACGAAACGACAAUUGCACAAUAUUCUUGGAGGAACAGACGAUGUCAAUAAGGACAUCGUAAUAUUACUACUGAAUGCAAUUUACUUCGGUGGAAUUUGGAAGACACAAUUUGAUGAUACAGUGACUCGUAAUGAAGCAUUUCACAUUUCGGAAUGCGAAACGAAAAAUGUAUUGAUGAUGAGAUUAAGAGCAAAAUUCCCGUAUUAUGAAGAUGAUUCUGUGCAAGUUGUCAAAUUGCCUUAUGUUGGUGAUGAAGUAGAAAUGGUUCUCAUAUUGCCAAAAAUACGCUUUAACAUAGCCAAUGUUCUAAAAAACAUGACAGGCGAAUAUCUACUCUCAUAUGUUGAUAGAGCUGUGCCAGACAUCGUAUUGCUUAAAUUACCGAGGUUCCGUUUGGAAGCAAAAUUGGAUUUGAAAGGAACUUUACAGAGAAUUGGCAUUAGGGAUGCUUUUAGUGAAAGAGCCAAUUUCAGAGAACUUACUGAUGACGCAGUUUUCGUUGGUGGUGUUAUGCACAAAGGCUUCAUUGAGGUGAAUGAAAAAGGAACGGAAUCAGCGGCUGCGACCGUGAUUGAUAUAGUGCCCCGCAUGUUAAUGGAAUCUAAGCCAUUCAUCGCUGAUCAGCCAUUCCUCUUUGCAAUUGUUAGGAAUUCCGAUACAGUUUUGUUUGCAGGCCAAUUCGCCAAGUGA